This is a messenger RNA of Arxiozyma heterogenica, 693 nucleotides long. Its product is annotated as phosphoglycerate mutase. Gene Ontology annotation, molecular function: fructose-2,6-bisphosphate 2-phosphatase activity. The record is from RefSeq and is a predicted model, not a curated record. Gene Ontology annotation, biological process: negative regulation of glycolytic process; regulation of pentose-phosphate shunt. The coding region runs from base 1 to 693 and encodes 230 amino acids. The transcript has a single exon. Gene Ontology annotation, cellular component: cytosol. Lineage: Eukaryota; Fungi; Ascomycota; Saccharomycetes; Saccharomycetales; Saccharomycetaceae.
AUGACUCAGUCUACACAAUAUUAUGAGAAUAACCAAGAUGCCAAUAUCGUUCGUAUAUUUUUAAUUAGACAUGGUCAAACAGAUCAUAAUGUAAAGAAGAUUUUACAAGGACACAGAGAUAUUCCAUUGAAUGUGAAUGGUAUCAAACAAUCUCAAAGACUUGGAGAAUACAUCAAGGAACAAAACAUCAAAUUUGAUAAGGUUUAUUCGAGUGAUUUAAUACGUUGUCAAGAGACAACAAGAGAGGUUUUGAAUCUGUCUAAUCAAAAUAUGGUGACUGUUGAGUUGAAUUCUGAUUUAAGAGAAAGAUUCAUGGGGCCAAUUGAAGGGAUGCAUGUGAAUGAUGCUGAGAAAUAUGCAGAUAAGCAUGGUAAGGAAUCAUUCAAAGAUUUUGGUGAAAACACAACAAUAUUUUUAGAAAGAUUACAAAGGGGCAUUAGUUCAUCAAUAAAUGAUUCAAUCUCGAAAAAUAACAAAAAUAUAGCAUUAGUAAGUCAUGGUGGUGCAAUUAGAGCCAUUAUGGGAUGGUUGCAGCCAAAUGUUGAAGAUGUUACAAAGAUCAUCGUAUUUAAUACAUCUGUUACUGUGAUAGAUUAUAUAAUUUCAGAAAAGACAUUCAAUGUUAGAUUUAUGGGUAACACAAAUCAUUUAGGUGAAGGUAAAUUUAUGGUUAGUGAUUUGAGAUUGCGUUAG